This is a messenger RNA of Echinostoma caproni, 711 nucleotides long. NCBI's taxonomy places the organism in Eukaryota, Metazoa, Platyhelminthes, Trematoda, Plagiorchiida, Echinostomatidae. The record is from the annotation of a GenBank genome assembly.
AUGAACGAGCAGCCGGCCAAAUUGGAAGUUGACGGUGAGCCAAUUUUCCUGAAACGACGCGUAAUCCCCUCUGACCAACGUGAAGGCGUGCUGCAGGCCCUUGAGAAAAUGAAGCGCGUUGGCGUAAUCACACGAGUCACAUCCAUUACGUGGGCAACGCCAAUUGCGAUCGCGAUCAAAAGUGACGGCAGAACUCCACGAAUUUGUGGCGAUUACCGGUUAAUCCUCAACCCGCGGUUGCGAAAGAGUGCGGCUACUACCAUGGAACCGGAGGAUAUCAUAAAAGCAUUCCAUGGCAGCACAUGCUUCUCGAAGAUCGACUUGACUGAUACGUACCUCCAGAUUCCUCUCGCCCCAGCCUGUCGGCAAUCCACCACCAUCAACACACCGUGGGGACUAUAUCAAUACAACUUCCUACCGUUUGGUCUCCACACAUCCUCAGGCAUAUUCCAGGCGGCUAUUGACGAAGUCAUUCGCGGACUCGAUGGCGUGCUAGCGUACCAUGACGUCAUUGUGUUUGGUACAACAAAGGCCGAGAAUGACGAUAGACUCCUCAAACUACUGGAGCGGUUCGCCCAAAAGAAUGUUUUGAUUCGCGCUUCUAAAUACAUGUUCAGUUCACCAGAAUUUGAAUUUUUGGGAUUCACAAUGAAUGCAAAAGGCUACCGUCCUGAUCCGAGUCGUUUCCGCCCACUGACUGAACUCGAAUAA